CAGCCGGCUUUUACCUUGCCGUACCAUCUCAUUGACUGUUGACAGAUAGGCUAGCUAUGGGCUUCGCUCCUGUCUGGUUUUGACCUGUUUUGUUUGCAACAGGGCAGGUAUAGUAGAAAUGGUCCGUGUGCUCACACAGCACCCCUCAGCUGUGUGUGUGGGGACGACACGACACAGCGCUCACCAUCCAUACCUCUGAGUGCAUGGAGGAAGUAAUAAUAUCCUCUGAUGCUAGCUAUUGGUAGCUGCUUUAUUGGGAUUUUCCUGCAGAGCCCGCUGUCAAAGAGGCAGACCAGUAUAGCAAAUUUCAUAGAUGUGUCAUGCAUGACUUCGAGGACCGCUUUGGGGACACUUUCGGAAGACCUUCGGAGGAUUGAGGAGGCGACCGACAGACCAAUCAGUGAUAACUGACUUUGCAUCCUCUUCUCGAAGUUGUGCGAGACAUGGCCAGUCCACAUCACAAUGAUCUGUCGUUUGCAUGGGAGAAGUAUAUGGACUGUAGACUACAAGGAGCAGAUCUACAGGUCAGCCUCCAGUGCCUUGAGAACUUCCUCUGCCUCUUCCACUGUGUGCGUAAAGUCCACCUCCAUGUUACCCAGGACCUGCUGACCUUCUGCCGCAGAAGGAAGAAGAAAAGUCAGUCGGUCGCCCCGCGAGGAGCUAUGCCGACACAGGCAGGCGAGCAGGGGUUUACCUUGGAUUCGCAGAGGCGAGAAGAUGGCCGAGAGACGGACGCUGAGGCCUCCGGUGCUGGCUCAGACAUGAGUGGCGCCAGCAACACGCUGGCCCGGGAGUUCCUGACAGAUGUGCACCAGCUGUGCAGCGCCGUGGCCCAGAGGGCGGAGUCCCGCGAGGAAGACGAGGAAGACGAGGAGGAGAGUCACAUGGUGGCGCUGGGGGAGUACCUGGUCAGGGGGCGGGGCUUCCUGCUCCUCAGCACGCUGGACUCCAUCAUUGACCAGGAGCUGACUUGUCGGGAGGAGCUCCUCACUCUGCUGCUCUCGCUGCUACCCCUGGUGUGGAAGAUCCCCGUGCAGGAGGACAAAGCCCCAGAUUUCAUCCUGCCGUCCCUGCUGGAGGUGUUCCUCAGCCGGGAGUCGAGGUUGCCCCCUCUCCGAGCCGGACAGAAGGCCCGCCCCGAUGCCCAGAGCAGCGGCAGGCGCUCGCACACGGGCAGCGCGUCGUGGAAGUCGCGUCGGUCCCGCCGCAUCGCCCAGAGGUACUCGGUGAAGGAGGCGCGGCCGUCCCAGCUCUCCACGUCCGAUUCGGACGCCAACGCCGACACCAAGGCGCCGGGGCCGGGCCAGGGCGGGACAAGGGGCAGGCGGACGCACGGCUCCGCCCAGCGCACGUCCGCUCACCACUCCCAAGCCCCUCCCAUCCCCGUGUCCGUCGCCACGACUACAGAGACCAUGACCGCAUCGUACCCCCACCCCUGGGGCCCGGGCUCCCAGUCCCUGGACGCCGAGACCCUGACCGACCCGGCCGCCAUGUCGAUAUUCAACCGCAUGGAGAACUCGCCCUUUGACCUCUGUCACGUGCUGCUCUCCCUGCUGGAGAAGGUGUGCAAGUUCGACAUGAGCAUCAACCACAACCCCGGCCUGGCGGUCAGCGUGGUGCCCACGCUGACCAAGUUCCUGACAGAGUUUGGGGACUGUUGUGGCCCCGGGGGUGGAGGUGGUGGAGGAGGAGGUGGUGGUGGUGGAGGAGCGGGGCCAGAGGAGCUGGCUGGGGGCUGGACGGAGGAGCCCGUCGCCCUGGUCCAGAGGAUGCUCCUACGCACCGUCCUGCACCUGAUGUCGGUGGACGUGGGUCAGAGCGAGGCCCUGCCCGACAGCCUGAGGCGCAGCCUGACCGACCUGCUGCGGGCCACCCUCAAGAUCCGCAGCUGCCUGGACCGCCAGGCGGACCCCUUCGCCCCCCGGCCCAAGAAGACCCUGCAGGAGGUCCAAGACGACUUCUCCUUCUCCCGCUACCGCCACCGGGCGCUGCUGCUGCCGGAGCUGCUGGAGGGCGUGCUGCAGGUGCUGCUGGGCUGCCUGCAGGCGUCCGCCUCCAACCCCUUCUUCUUCAGCCAGGCCCUGGAGCUCAUCCACGAGUUCAUCCAGCACCGCGGCCUGGAGCUGUUCGAGGUGACCGUGCUGUGGCUGGAGGGGCUGGCGCGCGCCGGGGACUCGGAGGUGGGCGGCGAGGCCGCCGAGAGGGUGCGGGGCCUCGUCGGCGGCGUCCUGAAGAUCAUCAGCGCCGUGAAGAAGGCCAAGUCGGAGCAGCUCCACCAGUCGGUGUGCGCGCGGCGCCGCCACCGCCGCUGCGAGUACUCCCACUUCCUGCACCACCACCGGGACCUCUCGGGCCUGCCGGUGUCGGCCUUCAAGCAGGCCGCCCGGCGCAACCCCUUCGAGGAGGAGGACGAGGGCUGCAGGGAGGGGCCGGAGGGCGCGGCGGUGCGCUACCCCGAGCGCUGCUGCUGCCUCGCCGCCUGCGCCCACCAGUGCCUGCGCCUGCUGCAGCGGCUGUCCCCCAACGGGCCCGCCGUGCUGCAGCUCCUCGCCGGGGUGCAGGCCGUGGGGAUCUGCUGCUGCAUGGACCCCCGCUCGGUCGUCGGGCCCCUGCUGCACGCCUUCCAGGCGCCGGGGCUGCGCACCUACCAGUCCCACGUGCUGAACGUCCUGGGCCGGCUGAUCCUGGACCAGCUGGGCGGCGGGCAGCCCUCGGAGAAGGCCAAGCUGGCCUCCUGCAACAUCUGCACCCUGGACAGCAGCCAGCUGCCCGGCCUGGAGGAGGCGCUGCAGCAGGGCGAGCCCUUCGCCGCCUCGCUCGGCCCGGGCCACCGCUCGCAGGGCAUCCUGCCCAGCGGCGGGGACGCCGAGGACAUGCUGUGGAAGUGGGGCGCCCUGGAGGCCUACCAGGCGCUGGUGUUCGGCGAGGACCGGGGGCUGAGCCAGCAGGUCGCGGGCCACGUGUGCCAGCUCACGCUGCGGGGCAACGCGGCGGUGCAGUGGCAGCUGUACACGCACAUCUUCAACCCCGUGAUGCAGCGGGGGGUGGAGCUGGUGCACCACGCCCAGCAGCUGGGCGUGUCCGCCGUGUGCGCGCAGGUGUGCAGCUACCACUCCCAGUGCCUGCCCGUGGAGGUGCUGCUCGUCUACCUGCAGACGCUGCCGGCGCUGCUCAAGUCAAGGGUGAUCCGGGACCUCUUCAUCAGCUGCAACGGCCUCAGCCAGAUCACGGAGCUCAUCCACCUGGACCAGACGCGCUCCUGGGCGCUGAAGGUGUUCGAGACGCUGAUCCUGGGGGUCGGGGGCCAGCCCGCCGACGGGGCGCUGCAGGAGCUGGAGAGCGAUGCCGGCGCCCAGGAGAGGGACUCUGUCCUGGGCCCCGCGGAGGACCCGGGGUCCCAGGGCGGGGGCACCGGCGAGGGCCCCCAGAGCCUCAGCAAGUUCUACGAGGGCCUGAAGGAGGCGUGCCCCCGGCGGCGGAACCGCGGGGGACCCGGGCCCGGGCGCGGCCUGGCGGAGACCCACCUCAACACCAUCAACCUGUUCCUGUGCGUGGCGUUCCUCUGCGUCAGCAAGGAGGCGGACUCGGACCGCGACUCGGCCAACGACUCGGAGGACACGUCGGGCUACGACAGCACGGCCAGCGAGCCGCUGGGGGGCCGGCUGCCCUGCCUGUCCCCCGACAGCGUGGCCCUGCCCUCCAAGGAGCAGGUGCGGCAGGCGGCCGACGUGUGGUCGGUGUGCCGCCGGAUCUACCUGGCCAGCCCCGCCUUCCAGCGGCAGUUCUUCCGGCUGGGGGGCCUGGAGGUGUGCUCCCGCCUCAUGGCCCUGGUCAUCCAGAAGCUCACCUGCAAGAGCAAGGACGGCCGGGGCAAGAAGAAGAGGGAGGGCAAGGGCAAGGCCAGCCCGCCGCACCAGGGGUCCCCGGCGCUGUCGGUGACGGGCCCCGCCGCCGCCACCGCCGCGCCGGACCCGGGGGAGACGGCGGCGGCUCCGGACGGGACCAGGGACCCGGCCAGGAAGCUGGAGGAGGAGUGGCCCCUACAGAGCAUCCGUCUGCUGGAGGCCCUGCUGGCCAUCUGUCUGCACAGCUCCAGCCCAGCGCUGCAGAGGACGGAGCCCGAGAUGUCCUUCCAGCUCCAGUCGGUGGAAGAGACGCUGUGCGAGGUGAGGGACCAGCUCUCGCGCUCCGGCGUGGUGAACUCCGACCUGGCCGUGCCCCUGUUCGACUCCCUGCUGCGCGUGGCGCUGGCCCGGGUGUCCUCCUGCCCCGACGGCCCCGAGGAGAAACCAGACAGGAAGCUGCAGGUGCCGGUGGAGAGUGUGGCCCCAGCGGGGGACCUGUGUGAGGAGGUAGAGGAGGCGCAGGGCUGCCACGGCGGCAAGGCGGCGGGGGAGGAAGAGGAGGGCUACGACGCCGACAGCGAGAGUAACCCUGACGACAUGGCCAAACAGGAAGAAGGAGCAGAGGCGGAGUCGGCGGCGGUGCGCGAGGGGGCUCUCCGCGGGCUGGCGGAGGCCCCGGGGCCCGGGCUGGGCCAGGGCGCGCUGCUGUUCCCUGAGAUCUGCAGCAUGGAGCUGCAGCUGCUGGCGGGGGGGGCCCCGGACCUGGAGGUCCUGGGACACGUGUUCCACAGCCUGCUGGACACCGUGCACGCCAACCGCCACAAUGCCACCUUGCUCUACGACCAGAAGGGAGUCAAGACCAUUCUGUCUGGCUUCCACAAGGUCCUCACCCAAACGGAUCCCUCCUUCAAAGAUUGCCAGGUUGUGCUGGUGGAGCUGUUGGUUGCCAUGGUGAGCCAGCGCAUUACAGCCGACGAGCUGGCCCUGCUCAUACGCCUCUUCCUGGAGAAGACCGCUCCCAUUGACAUCUUACUGAAUGGAAUCCUGCAGAUCGUGGAGGCCAACAUGGACCUGGAGCCCCUUCAUUUCCUCUCCUUCCCCAUCGUCCUGGGGGCCCCUACCACCGCGGGGGCCUCCCCGGGCCCCCGGCAGAACGGCAGCGCUGGCGGGGGGGGGGGCAAGGGCGUGGGGCUGCUCUGGAAGGGCAAGCUGUCUCCCCGCAGAGACGGCGACGCCGAUCCCAGGACCGGCCACGUGCGGUCCUCCCCCUGGCACGCCGCCCCCCUCCACCUGCCCCUGGUGGGGCAGAACUGCUGGCCCCACAUGGCCAGUGGCUUCAGCGCCUCCAUGUGGCUGAGGCUGACGGAGGCGGAGGCGGAGGAGAAGGGCAAAGCUGAGGCGGGGAAGGCCCCGGCGCCCGAGGCCCACCGCGGCAACCCUCCGGCGGGCCAGAGAGCGCUUGACGAGGGUCUGGUCCACGUUCUGUCCAUGGGCUCCAAGGCCCUGAUGCUUCAGGUGUGGGCCGACUUCUGCACGGGGUCGCUGACGUUCAGGAUCUGCAUCGACCCCAACGACGAGAUCAAGGCCGGGCUGUUGGCCCAGGCGGAGUCGGGGCCGGGCCUGUUGGUCCCGGGCCGCUGGCAGCACCUGGGUCUGACGUACAGCCAGCAGCCGGAGGGCAAGAAGAGCAUCCAGGGCCGCAUGGUGGUCUGGGUGUGUGGGAUCCGGAAGUCGGACGUGUCCCUGGACUACACGCUCCCCAGGAAGUCCAGCCUGUCCUCAGACAGCAACAAGACCUUCUGCAUGCUGGGCCACAGCCUGCUGUCCUCGGAGGAGCCGCUCCGGCCGGGGGUCCGCUGGAACCUGGGCACCGUGCUGCUCUUCAACGGUUCGAGGAUCGGCUCUGAAGAGGCCUUCUACCUGUACGCUAGCGGGCCUGACCUCACCUCCAUCAUGCCCUGCAAGUACGGCAAGCCCAGCAGGACAUUCUCCAAGUACGUGACUCAGGAGGGCCUGAAGUGCGACCACGUCCGAGAGCUGCUGAUGAAGAGCAAGGACGUGGACACCUCGGCACUCGUCGAGAGCCUGGCGGUGGUUUACACCCCCAGCAGUCCCCGGGUGUACACCAUCUACGAGCCGGUGAUCAGGCUGAAGGGCCAGGCCAAGACGGUCGUCACCCAGCGGCCGUUCAGCUCCAAGGAGGUGCAGAGCUCCACGCUGGAGGCCCCGGCGCUGCAAGCCCUGCUGCCCAUCGAGCCCCAGGGCCUGCAGAACGUACUGCACAAGAUCGGAGGCACGGCUACCUUCGUCUUCCUCUUCGCCCAGUCCGUAGAGCUGAGUGACUGCGAGCAGACCCAGGCCCUGGCGUUGCAGGUGCUGCUCUCGCUGGCCAAGUACAACCAGCACCGCAUCCACGAGAUGGACUGUUGCCACGGAUACUCCAUGAUCCACCAGGUCCUCAUUAAAGCCAAGUGCAUCGUGGGAUACCACAUGUUGAAAACCCUGCUGGAUGGCUGCUGCAGUGGGCCCGUCCUCACCCUGGGGGAGGACGGGCAGUUCCGCCUGGACCUCGAGUCCGCCGCCGUGGUGCAGGACAUUCAGCUGCUCUCGGAGGUCCUGCUGGACUGGAAGAUCUGGGCCAAGGCGGAGGCGGGCGUGUGGGAGACCCUGCUAGCCGCCCUGGAGAUCCUGAUCCGGGUGCACCACCCGCAGCAGGUCUUCAACAUCCGACAGUUCCUCAAGGCGCAGGUGGUGCACCGCUUCCUGCUCACCUGCCAGGUCCUACAGGAGAACCGGGACCAGUACCUCACCGCCAUCCCCCAGGAGGUGUGCCUCUCCUUCGUCAAGAUCAUCCAGGAGGUGCUGGGCUCCCCCCCCGACCUGGACCUGCUCAAGCUGGUCUACAACUUCCUGCUGGCCGUGCACCCGCCCACCAACACCUACGUGUGCCACACCCCCACCAGCUUCUACUUCUCCCUGCACAUCGACGGUAAGCUGUACCGGGAGAAGGUGCAGUCCAUCAUGUACCUGAGACACUCCCACAGCGGGGGGAAGUCGGCCAGCAGCUCUGUCUUCUCCCUCUCCCCCACCGUGUUCCCGGACCUCCACCCAGAAGGCCAGCCGGCGGCCUCUUCCUCCGAGCCCUCCACAGACGACCACUUCCUGCGGCCCCCCAGUCUGACGCCGUCCCCGCACCCCUCCCCGGCCGCCAGUCGCCGGCGAGCCCCUAGCCCCGCCCCCCCCCCUGGAGAGGUUGGCGGCGAGGCCCCGCCCCCACAGGGGGCUCUGGGCAGCACGGAGACCCUGACGAGGGGCGGCGGCGGCGGCGGCGGCGGAGACGAGGCGCUCCUCAGCAGCUGCGACUCGGCCAAGACCAUCUGCGAGUCGCGGGAGUCCGGGGGGGACGGGCGGGUGCCCUCCCCCCGCCCGCCCUCCAUCAGCGUGGAGGACCCCGACGAGGAGCUGGAGUCCCUGGCGGAGGGCAGCGUGGGCGGCGCCGAGUCGGAGGACCGCUUCGACUCGCCGGGGGGCGAGGAGGCGCCGCGGCGGCCCGACAGCCUGAAGGGCAUCCAGUCCUUCCAGCGGAGCCACAGCAACCUGGCCAGCCUGGGCCUGGCCUUCCCCGCCGCCGCCGCCGCCGUCAACGGCUCGCUGGCCGUGGGCCGCUGGCCCGCCGCCGCCGCCGUCGGGGCGGCCGCCGAGCGCGGCUCGCUGCCCGAGGACUGGGAGAGCUACACCUACUCCCCCGGGUACGAGAGGAUGCACAGCAAGUCGGAGGAGGACGACAGGUCCACCACGGAGGACUGCCUGGUGCUGAUCUGCUGCGGGCUGUACGACCUCCUGCGGGGGCUGCUCCUGCUGCUGCCCGACCUCAUGCUGGAGGAGGUGAUGGACAAGCUGAUCCAGCCCGAGGCGCUCAUCGUGCUGGUCAACCACCCCUCUCCCCUCAUCCAGCAGGGGGUCAUGAAGCUGCUGGACGCGUACUUCACCAGAGCCUCCAAGGAGCAGAAGGAGAAGUUCCUGAAGAACCACGGCUUCUCCCUGCUGGCCAACCAGCUGUACCUGCACCAGGGCAGCCAGGGCCUGCUGGAGUGCUUCCUGGAGAUGCUGUUCGGCCGGCCCGUGAGCCUGGAGGAGGGCCUGGACCUGGAGGACAUGGAGGGCAUCUCCCCCUUCAGGAAGCGCUGCAUCAUCCCCAUGCUGGGGCUGAUCGAGAACUCCCUGUACGAGAACGCCCUGCUGCACAACCUGCUGUGCAUGCUGCUGCAGCUGCUCAACGCCUGCCCCAAGCUGGCCGACAUCCUGCUGGACCACGGCCUCCUCUACGUGCUCUUCAACACGCUGUCCACCCUCAACGGCAUGGAGAGCGGGAUCCCCCUCAACGACUACAAGCUGCUGGUGUGUGACAUCCAGCAGCUUCUGGUGGCCGUCACCAUCCACUCCUGCAGCUCCUCCGGCUCCCAGUACUUCCGCAUCAUCGAGGACCUCAUCAGCCUGCUGGGCUUCAUGCAGACCAGCAAGAUGCGCCGCACGCAGGAGAUGGCCGUGGCCCUCCAGUUCCGGGUGCUGCAGUCGGCGAUAGAGUUCAUCCGGACCACCGCCAACCAGGACCCCCAGAAGCUGAGCAGCUCCAUGAACCUGCCCAGCUCCCCGCACCAGGCCAUCCACCCCAAGCGCAAGAGCAUCAGUGGUUCGAUGGCCAUGAGAGACUCCAUAAUCCCCCGCCCCCCCCGGCAGCACUACUGCUCCUACGGCCAGAUCCCCCUGUCCCCCCCCUUCAGCUUCCUGGCCCAGGAGUCACCCCUUUCCUCCUCCCCCACCACCACCUCGUCCUUCAUUUUCCAUCCUCCUGACUCAGGCGGCCCAGGCCGGCGCCGCUUCUCCAUGGUGCAGCCGGACCUGCUGCUGAUCCGGAUGCGCUCGGUGGCGAGCGACGAGCUCAGCCAGAUGAUGCACCGGCGCAUGAGCCAGGAGAACCCGAUCCGCGCCAGCGAGACGGAGUUCGUCCAGCGGCUCCAGAGGCUAGUGGUGCUGGCCGUCAACCGGCUCAUCUACCACGACAUGAGCCAGGACUUCUACCAGCUGCUGAACUUCCCCGAGACCCCGGACCACCUGCUGUCCACGCCCGACCCGGCCGACCCCGGGCACGACGAAGGCUGCUCCUCGUCUUCCUCUGUGCCGGCCUCCCCCGUCCCCUUCCCCCUUCCGCCCGCCAGCAAGAAGAGCUUCCAGAGAGACAUCCUGCGGCUGAUGAUGGAGGGGAUCAAACUCAGCCUGGGCAGUACGGGCCGCGGCGGGGCCCCCCACCAGCAGUGGCGCCGCAUCCUGUGGUCCAGCCGGGACACGUUCCGGGUCCAGAUCGGCCGCCUGCUGGUGCACACCCUCAGCCCCGCCCAGCCCCUCGCCGACCGCAAGGAGGCGCUGGACUUUGUGUUCGACCCACGGCACGGGGACAUCCUGAGGGAGAGCCUCAGCCCGGGCCUGGAGCACGGGCCCAAGCUGGCUCUCUCGCUCCACGAGCUGCUCCACGACCACAAGGAAGGCCUGAGCCGCGAGGAGCAGAACGCGGCCGCCGCGUUCAUGACCUCCCUGAAGCUGUGCGGCCACCGCUGCAUCCCGCCCAGCGCGCCCCACAAACCAGACAUCCUCAAGGCCAUCAAGGAGGAGAAGUUGAAAUACGAGGCGGACGAGAAAACCAGCAGACUGGCGUGGGAGAAGAAAAUGACCAACACUCAGAAAAGUCUCAUCCAGAGGCUGGACGGCAAGUCCCGCGACAUCUCCAAGAUCGCGGCGGACAUCACCCAGAGCGUGUCGCUGCGGCAGGGCAUGGAGAGGAAGAAGGUGAUCCUGCACAUCCGCAGCCUCUACAAGACCAACCUCAGCGCCAGCCGGCGGUGGCAGGAGCUGGUGCAGCAGCACACGCACGACCGGGCGGUGUGGUACGACCCGGCGUCCUACCCCACCUCCUGGCAGCUGGACCCCACCGAGGGCCCCAACCGCGAGCGGCGCCGGCUGCAGCGCUGCUACCUCACCAUCCCCAACAAGUACCUGCUGAAGGACCGGCGCAAGGCCGAGGACGCGGCCAAGCAGCCGCUGUCUUUCCUGUUUGAGGACAACACCCACUCGUCCUUCUCGUCCACCGUGAAGGACAAGGCCACCAGCGAACCCAUCAGGUUCACCAGGAGGUGCAUCAGCGUCGCUCCCUCCGUCGAGACGGCAGGCGAGCUGCUCCUGGGGAAGUCAGGGAUGUACUUUGUGGAGGACAACGCCACGGAUGCACACGACAGCCAGAGCCCUCAUUCUGAGCUGGAGGCCGCCUCCUUCUCCUGGACCUACGAGGAGAUCAAGGAGGUGCACAAGCGCUGGUGGCAGCUCCGGGACAACGCCGUGGAGAUCUUCCUCACCAACGGGCGCACCCUGCUGCUGGCCUUUGACACCACAAAGUUCCGCGACGACGUGUACCACAACAUCCUGACCUCUGACCUCCCCAACCUGCUGGAGCACGGCAACAUCAGCGCGCUGACCCAGCUGUGGGGCUCGGGGCAGAUCUCCAACUUCGAGUACCUGACGCACCUCAACAAGCAUGCCGGGCGCUCCUUCAACGACCUCAUGCAGUACCCCGUGUUCCCCUUCAUCCUGCGCGACUACAUCAGCGAGACCCUGGACCUGCAGGAGCCCGGCAUCUACAGAAACCUCAACAAACCCAUCGCCGUGCAGUCCAAGGAGAAAGAGGACCGAUACGUUGACAACUACAAGUACCUGGAGGAGGAGUACAAGAAGGGGAUCCGUGAGGACGACCCCAUGCCCCCGGUCCAGCCCUACCACUACGGCUCCCACUACUCCAACAGCGGCACCGUGCUCCACUUCAUGGUGCGCAUGCCCCCCUUCACCAAGAUGUUCCUGGCCUACCAGGACCAGAGCUUUGAUAUCCCCGACCGCACCUUCCACUCCAUGAACACCACCUGGCGCCUGUCCUCCUUCGAGUCCAUGACCGACGUCAAGGAGCUCAUCCCCGAGUUCUUCUACCUGCCCGAGUUCCUGGUCAACCGAGAAGGGUUCGACUUCGGCGUGCGUCAGAACAGCGAGCGCGUGAACCACGUGAACCUGCCGCCCUGGGCGCGCAGCGACCCGCGGCUCUUCGUGCUGAUCCACCGCCAGGCGCUGGAGUCGGACCAGGUGUCCCACACGCUGUGCCAGUGGAUCAACCUGGUGUUCGGCCUCAAGCAGAAGGGCCGCGCCGCCGUGCACGCCAUCAACGUCUUCCACCCCGCCACCUACUUCGGGAUGGACGUGUCUGCGGUGGAGGACCCGGUGCAGCGGCGGGCCCUGGAGACCAUGAUCAAGACGUACGGCCAGACCCCCCGGCAGCUGUUCAGUGGGACCCACGUGGGCCGGGCGGGGGGGCCCCGGCUCCUGAUGGACGGCGAGCUGCCCAACGCCGUGGGGCUGUUGGUGCAGCUCGCCUUCAGGGAGAACCGCGAGCAGGCCAAGGAGAUCGUCUACCCGAGCCCCCUCCCCUGGAUCAAGGGGCUGAAGUGGGGGGAGUACGUGGGGUCCCCCAGCGCCCCGGACCCGGUGGUGUGCUUCUGCCAGCCCCACGGCGAGAGGUUCGGCUCCCUGCUGGCGCUCCCCACGCGGGCCAUCUGCGGCCUGUCGCGCAAGUUCUGCCUCAUGAUGAUCUACAGCAAGGAGCAAGGCGUGAGGAGCAUGCACAGUACGGACAUCCAGUGGUCGGCCAUCCUGAGCUGGGGCUAUGCUGACAACAUGCUGCGACUGAAGAGCAAGCAGAGCGAGCCGCCCAUCAACUUCAUCCAGAGCUCCCAGCUGCACCAGGUGACGAGCUGUGCCUGGGUGCCGGACGGCUGUCAGCUCUUCACAGGUAGCAAGUGUGGAGUCAUCACCGCCUACAGCAACCGCUUCACCAGCACAACGCCGUCGGAGAUGGAGGUGGAGAGCCAGGUGCACCUGUACGGCCACACGGGCGAGGUGACGGGCCUGUUCGUCUGCAAACCCUACAGCAUCCUCAUCAGCGUCUCCCAGGACGGCACCUGCAUCCUCUGGGACCUCAACAGGCUAUGCUACGUCCAGAGCCUCACGGGCCACAAGAGUCCAGUGACGGCCGUGUCCGGCAGCGAAACCACCGGGGACAUCGCCACGGUCUGCGACUCGGUGGGCGGUGGCAGCGACCUGCGCCUGUGGACGGUGAACGGCGACCUGAUUGGCCACGUCCACUGCCGGGAGAUCAUCCGCUCCGUGGCGUUCUCCAACCAGCCCGAGGGCGUGUCCGUCAACGUCAUCGCCGGCGGCCUGGAGAACGGCGUCGUCAGGUUGUGGAGCACGUGGGAUCUGAAGCCGGUGCGAGAGAUCACCUUCCCCAAGUCCAGCAAACCCAUCAUCAGCCUGACGUACUCCUGCGACGGCCACCACCUGUACACGGCCAACAGCGAGGGCACGGUGAUGGCCUGGUGCCGGCGGGACCAGCAGCGCAUGAAGCUGCCCAUGUUCUACUCCUUCCUCAGCAGCUACGCCGCGGGCUGAGCUCCCCUUGUCACCGCUGCAACGCUCCACCACCACCACCACCACCACCACCACUACGACUACUGCUCCUGCUGCAGCAGCUGUCCCAUGCACGCCGCCCUGGCCCCGCCCCCUGUCACCCUCCCCCCCUCUGCAUGGCCCCGCCCUCCCCCCCCCCUUUCGCGUUCCGUCAGUCCCCCUCCUCUUCCUCGUCUCGGGGAGAGGGUGUAUGCGGUACGGGGCGCGGACUCCCGAUCGAAGCUGAAGCCAUCGCUGGUCCGACACUAACUCUGUUCCAGAGCUGUGGCCGGCAGAGGGCCCUGAUGGCGGUAGUAUUACACAUGUAGAUAUAAUUUAUAGAGCGCCAGGAACGAGGGGUGGAGUGAGGCUUCGGUCCAGGGCAGCGGCCGAUCACCCGAACCUCCACCGGCGUCGCCGACCUGAUAUGUCCGUCUCAGUGUGGCGUUUUGAGUCGCACUGAGGCGGCCACUUUCGGUCUCUCCGAGCGAUGGCGUUGACUGUCGCCCGUCUCGAGGAAGCUGCUACUGGGAGGGUCAGAUGGUGCCGUAGUCUGGGUGCUCUCCCCUUCCCCCCCCCCCCCCCACCCCCGCCCCACACUCAUACAGCCGCCACCUGGCCAUCGUGGGGUCGCUGGCCUGUGUUGUGGCACUGGGACCAGUCUUGGGUGAAUCGAGGCUGCGGCGGAGAGACUGUGGAUCGAGGCAAGCCCUGACUGGAGGGGGCUGCCCUGGAAGGAGUGGGACGGUGGCCUUCUCAAGGCCGAUCACUAUAGCUUUAUAUAUAUAUAUAUAUAUCUUUGUAUCUGUGUACAUAGAUGGAGAUAUGUAUAUGUGUGUAUGUAUACACACCAGCCAGGGGCAGGAAGAUAUGCGUUUUGUUUGCGUUGUUCCUUGUGUUUUUUCGGACUGUUUCGCAUGUUGGAAUGUUGAUGACGAUGAUGAUGUUGAUGAUGGUAUGUGUGUGUGUGUGUGUGUGUGUGUGUGUGUGUGUGUGUGUGUGUGUGUGUGUGUGUGUGUGUGUGUGUGUGUGUGUGUGUGUGUGUGUGUGUGUGUGUGUGUCUAUUUAUGUGGUUGAGGUUUGCGGGCAUGUGUGAGCACACUAUGUGUGUGUGUGUGUGUGUGUGCGUGUGUAUGCGCGCUUGCGUGUGCAUGCACACCUUCAAACGGGGGGCGCUUUCUCCUUCUGCAUUCCCGCGUCAGGCCUGCCUUGCUCAACCCUGACUCUUAUUGUCAUACCUCCUGGUCCUCGUCCUGCUUCGGGCCGACGUAGCGCCUGUGAUUUGAUUCAUUGUCUCCGUGGCCAACGAGGAAGGCCUUUCCAGGGACCCGCCUCUCGCCUCCUGUCCCUCACCGGAUCGCACGCCUCGGAGCGGGCUGAAGAAGAGCCGGCGAACGCGAGGAAGACGAUGCACUCGCGGUGUGGUCACAAGUGUAUGUGUGUGUGUGUAUGUGCACCUGAACAGCGUAACACCAGGUUCAUUAAAGGGGUGUGGUGAAGGCCUUCUCAAGGGGGGAGGGGGGUUUGGGUUUGAGCUGAGAGAUGAGUAACUGGCUCUAUUGAACGAGCCAAUGGGAGAUCACAGCUAACCAGGCUGACCCCCCCCCGCGCGCUGCGCUGUUCAGCUUACUAUGUCUUCUUCAUUUUUUUUAUUACAACGUGUUACAACUGCUCUCCAGUCGAGGCGGUGGAGGAAUUGGAGCGCUGUCUUAUCCGCGGAGUUGAAGCACAGUCAAACAUCUCUACAUUCCCCGGUGUCAUUCCAUCUCUGCACUUUGACUAUUUGUUUCGUGGUUCUCUUGUUUUUCGUGUGUGAAAUGGACGAUUUUGAAGCACUUUUAACCGGACCGGGCCGCGGUCUGCUACUGACCGGCGAUGUGGUGGGUACGUGAAGAACGGGAUGGUAUUUCAACGAUACGGUCCGAGCAGAAAUGUGAUACAGCGGACCGAUGGAAGACCGCGAUGAAGUUUGUUAUAACGUGCAACGGAAAAAGUUACCGAUAAUAAUUAACUUGAUUAUUUCUGGAACUGUAUCCAUAAUUCCACCGUUUUCAUCAGGACGAGUAUUUAAGUGUUUUGCCUUUUUGUGUUCAACCGAUGAAAGAAUUUUGUAUUGUGUUGCAAUUCUAACUAUGAAUCAAAUGAGUUACGAGAAAGGGAAAGUUCCUUAGCAUUCCAUGGUGUUGUCAUGCCUUUUCUCCCUGUCUGUGUCGUCUUAACCUUUAUCCCUGAAGAACCAGGCUGAACUCUUGUUACCUGCUCGCAGAGCCCAGGAUCACAGGAGGCCAUUUUGAUGUUCCUUCUUUGUACGAUGGCUCUACAGAAGUUUACAAUGGCUUCACGCUGUCAUGAUCUAGAUUUCGCCUGCUGACACCCUUUCUACGACUGGCGGCUCUUGUGAACUAUUGCACGUAUGAGGUUGUUACGAAUGUUGUGUUGAGAAAAUGGAGGGCAAAAAAUAUACAAUGAGAAGUGGAAAACUGAAUAAGUCUGUUUUGUGUUUUGGAUCGUUUUGUGUUUGGUUGCAGAAGAUCUUAUAAGAGCGCCUGGCUCCUCCAAUACCCAGGUUGGAUCUAAAAUGGCCUGUUUCCAAAUUAGCAUCAACAUUAAAAAUCUGUUCUGAA
Messenger RNA from Gadus macrocephalus (Pacific cod), 15004 nucleotides. It is a transcript of the gene lyst, whose product is annotated as lysosomal trafficking regulator. Gene Ontology annotation, biological process: intracellular protein localization. The transcript is spliced from 55 exons. Gene Ontology annotation, molecular function: protein kinase binding. Gene Ontology annotation, cellular component: cytosol; membrane. The record is from RefSeq and is a predicted model, not a curated record. Lineage: Eukaryota; Metazoa; Chordata; Actinopteri; Gadiformes; Gadidae. The coding region runs from base 444 to 12383 and encodes 3979 amino acids.